CCACUAGAAAAGGUCGGUAAGGAUUCAAGUUCGUCUUCUCUUGCAAAUGUUCCGAUGGCACAGUAUCCACAAGAAGAGGAAAAUGAUGCUUCUCUUUCUACGGAAACCAUUACAGAAACUGAUACAGAGGCGUCUUUUCAAGCUCCAGAAAGCCAUUAUGUACAAGAUAGUCAACAGAAUGUCGCUAAAGUGCUCACAACAUCGUUGCUUCUUGAUGAUCAGGUCAGCCCAGUAGCACAGGAGGCACGAGAAGAGGCACAAGAAGAGGCACAAAAAGAAGUUGAGGGCCUUCCUCUUUUUGUAAAAACUGAAAGAGUUCCAUCAUCUGAAGCUCUAGCUGUUCCAAAAGUACAGGAGGAACGAGAGGAUGCUAAUAGUGUACCACUUCCUAACGAAACCGGGAUUCUGACUGACAUUGCCAACAAUGAAGCAAAUGAAGACAAUCCUGGUAAACAACAACCAUCGUCUACCGUUUGGAAAAAUAAGGAGGGUGCCACUUCUAAUGUUCCAUCUCAUCAAAUGCCAAUUCAGAAAAAAGUUAAGGUUGCGAAUGAGCUGCCUACGUCAUCCAUCACGAUGAAAACGACUACGACUGCAUCUAAUGAUGUUAAAAUCCCCCUAGCUGAUAAAUUAGCAUCAUCGAAAGUGCGGAAGCAUAGUGAAAAAGAGGCAUCUCCCGCUGCUUUAAAAGCAAAAAAGGAUUCCACAAAGAGUGUUAUAGCAGAUAAUUCACCAGGUAAAAUAGAUCUUGCUGAAGUCCUGAAAGUUUUGAAAUCUGCAACGCAAGGAGAGAAAGUUAGUGCAUUUUGGGCUGAUAAGAUUGCCAAGACAUACCGUUUGCUUGCUGCAGAAGAUAAAAAACGAGAAGAGAAGCUGUCCGAAAAUAAUGAUAUACCGAUGUCAAAAACUGGUAGCGCUGAAACUCGACGACAUUUUGAACAAGGCGACAACAAGGAUGCAGCAAAAGCUGCGAAGAUCAAAAAGAGUCUUGGAUCCGAGAUUUGGAAAUCAGAGACAAAAGGCUCACAUGACCCAACGACUGCUGGAAAAUCUUUGCCUCUGAUAGACAAAAUAAUCAGGGGUUUCAACUCUGGAGAGGAUAAAAAGGUUGCCAGUGAAUCACCUGAAGAAUUUGACAUUGGUGUAGCUAUCAUUGAAAGCAAAGAAGAACCUAUUAAGGCAAGUGAUGUUUGGUUGUUUUUUUCUAAUAAACUGCAAAUUUUCAUCUUAAAGAAUAAGAAUUAAAGAAGAUGGCACUUUGAGAGGAAGUUUGAAAUAAGAUUCAAAAUUAAAGUGAGUUCAACGUAGACAACUGAAGUUUUUAAAUAUCUUUUUUCCAUGUCAUCAAGCAAAAUCUAGAGUAUUUCCUUUUUUCCAGUAUGUUCGGAACACGCCCUUCUCUUCCAGGUUGUAAUUUGCGUUCUGUUUGAACCAGGGGUGCAUUUUGACUGACCCCUAAAUAAACUCAUCAUAUGAUUUUUAAAAUAAAGCAGAUAAACUUUUGGCAAUUUUACGAUAUAUGGUA
Molecule: messenger RNA, 1525 nt
Organism: Rhopilema esculentum
Lineage: Eukaryota; Metazoa; Cnidaria; Scyphozoa; Rhizostomeae; Rhizostomatidae
Source: RefSeq, a predicted model, not a curated record